Molecule: messenger RNA, 348 nt
Organism: Cyphellophora attinorum
Lineage: Eukaryota; Fungi; Ascomycota; Eurotiomycetes; Chaetothyriales; Cyphellophoraceae
Product: 60S acidic ribosomal protein P2
Exons: 2
Coding region: 1-348 (115 amino acids)
Biological process (GO): cytoplasmic translational elongation
Cellular component (GO): cytosolic large ribosomal subunit; ribosome
Molecular function (GO): structural constituent of ribosome
Source: RefSeq, a predicted model, not a curated record
AUGAAGCACCUCGCAGCUUAUCUCCUCCUCGGCCUUGCUGGCAACACGAGCCCAUCUGCCGAUGAUGUCAAGGGCGUCCUCUCCUCCGUCGGUGUCGACGCUGACGACGACCGUCUGUCCAAGCUGCUUGAAGAGCUCGAGGGCAAGGAUAUCAACGAGCUGAUCGCAUCUGGUAGCCAGAAGCUGGCGUCUGUCCCAUCAGGUGGCGGCGGUGGUGGUGCUCCCGCUGCUGGCGGUGCUGCUGCUGCUUCGGGUGGUGGUGCUGCGGCGGCCGAGGAGGCUGCUCCUGCGAAGGAAGAAGAGAAGGAGGAGUCAGACGAGGACAUGGGGUUCGGUCUUUUCGACUAA